AACUUUAGGCAUAUCAGUGGUACCGGAACGGUACAAUAACAAGGGGUGUUGCACUAGAGGAACAAAGAAGAAAAGAAGAAGGUAUUCUCCGAUAGCGAUUUCAAUAAUGGACAAUAACAGCACAUUGCGUCCUGAAUUAGUUUGGAUUGACGGAAGGUGUUAUAGAUUUUGUGAUAGCGGUGCAUGGUCCAAAGAUCGUGGCACGGCUGCUUAUCAGGAAGAAUCAAUGUAUCUGGAAGAUGAUUACGAUAGUGAUGAGGAUUCUGCCAGCGAGGAGUUUGAUGUGCAACCCUACAAUGGCAAAUUUAAGCACACCUUUUAUCUCGCUAAGCCAUUUUUUCCUUUUCUCAUCGGCACCAAAGGAUCGACCCGUAAAAGGCUAGAAACUGAGACGUCGACAUCAAUUCAAAUCCCAAAAUUAGGCCAGAAUGGAGACAUUGUUCUAGUUGGUCCGACACGUCAGAAAGUUAUUAUGGCUCGCCAUCGAAUUGACAAUUUGAUAAAAACAUCGAGAAAGAAGUUGUAUUACACUCAUUUUAUAUCAAUACCCACAAACUGUGAAAGUGUUCAGAAUGGGUUCCAAAAAUUCAAGGAGUCAGUAUUGGCUAUAAAUGAGCCGAUGAGGGGUGUCGAAGAAAAAAUAUUUCAAAAUCCAAAGAAGAUGCACCUCACUAUCGGCAUGCUAGUUCUGGUCGACAGCACAGAGAGAGAAGAAGCUGUGAGGGCGUUAGAAUAUUGCAAAGAAAAUAUAAUUGCCCCUGCUAUUCUCAAAAAUGGACCUCUAUUGUUAACUGUACAAGGAGUCGACUACAUGAAUGAUGAUCCUGCUGAGGUGAAUGUACUUUAUGCCAAAGUACACAGUAAGGAUAAUGUUCUGCAGGAGUUAGCUGAUCAAAUUUCGGAUCAUUUUUUCGAACUUGGCUUCCUCAGAAAAGAUGCAGAUAAAGUGAACCUACACAUAACACUGAUGAACACAAAAUUCAGGAUACCUGAAGAUGACCGACGGGGAGCACAACGAGUGACAUUUGAUGCAACAAAAAUACUAAAGGACUUUCAUGUUCACAGGCUCAUAAGGAUACAAAGUUUGGUGAAUUUACAUUGAGUACCCUGCACAUAUCGCAGCUCCAUUCCGAAUCCAGUGACGGAUAUUAUGAAAUAACCGGAAAAAUUACUUUCUAAGAACACAAAUAUUGUUGCUCAUAAGGCUGAAAAUAAAGUCAAUUCCACACAAG
Molecule: messenger RNA, 1232 nt
Organism: Diprion similis
Lineage: Eukaryota; Metazoa; Arthropoda; Insecta; Hymenoptera; Diprionidae
Product: activating signal cointegrator 1 complex subunit 1
Exons: 6
Coding region: 107-1102 (331 amino acids)
Biological process (GO): regulation of DNA-templated transcription; DNA alkylation repair
Cellular component (GO): nucleus
Molecular function (GO): RNA binding
Source: RefSeq, a predicted model, not a curated record